GAAAUGUCAAACAAAAAAAAACAAAAAAGCUUUUGCUAGGUGUCUAUUGUUUUGCUGCCUAUUUUCCCACAAAAUUCUCAAAAUAGAAUUUUAAAGUAUUUUCAGUGCAGAAUGGAAGAUUGGACUGUGUGCCGAUUAUGUUUACAAUCCAGCGAAGAUCCGCUUAAAUCCUUUCCGGACGAGAUGUUUGAGUCAAUACCCUUCUACAAUAUUUACUUUGAGAUUGUUGGAAUAACUCUGGGCGACUAUGAUGCAUUUCCAAAUAAGAUCUGCCUUGUUUGCGAGGAAGAAAUGAUCCGAGCAUACAAAUUCCGUCAGAAGUGUCUGGAGACUGAGGAGAAGUUGCGGGAUUUACCGGGAAAGAGGGAUGAAAGGAUUGAAUUUGUUGCACCUGUGGAUCAAGGCUCAUCGUCGCAGGGAGAAUUUAAAGGGCUGGAUAUUGCAGUGUAUGAGAAAUUUAUGCAGGUGAAGAGAGAAUUGGCUGGAAGUACGGAAUUAUCCAGUCCCCGGACAACUUCGAGUGUAAAGAAGGAGGGUUCAGCGGAGAAGAUAAGAUGCAAACACUGUCGAAUAGUUUUUCCCGGACUUGAGCCAUUUUAUGAGCAUAAAUGCUAUGAUAUUGCAAAUGUAGAGGUACCUGUGGAUGAUCGCAAGGAUCCAGAAAAAACACCUAAGCCUGAACCCCGUCGCAUGUUCAAGUGCAACGAAUGUGGUCAGACGUUCCAGAUGCGUUCAAGUAUCCUCAGUCACAUUGAGAAGCACAAUAAGUCCAAGAAAUAUGAAUGUCAGUACUGCAAGAGGCGCUUCUACAAAGCCUCCAUUCGCAAGGCUCACAUCUACAGAUUCCACUUGAAGCGCACGUUGGAGUUCAAGUGCCCACAGUGCCCCAAUGAGUAUAAUAAGAACAGCGAACUGAAGCAGCACAUCAAGGAAGUACACAAGGAAGAGAUCACGUUUCAGUGUGAUCGCUGCGGGAAGAAUUUCAAGAGCUGUUCCAUCCUCACCAGUCACAUGAAGAUCCACUCGGAUAAGGUCACUUGUGCCCAAUGUGGCAAGGAACUGAAGAAUCUCCGUACUCUCGAACGUCACAUGGAGAUCCAUUCGGGUCAGAAGAAUUAUAUCUGCCCUGUGUGCUCGCGGAGUUUUACGUGCAACUUCUCGGUGAAAAAUCAUGUGAGGAAGAUUCAUCCGGAUGAUGUACAUCUCCUGCCGCCAGAUGGAACUGUCGUGAAUAAGCGAUAUCUCGAUCGGAUGGCUGCCAGUCACAAGCGCAAAGAAGAGGAUAAACCCGAUGAAAGCCAACAUCUUGAUGGAUGUUCAAGCGAUGCCAUUAAUCCCAUUAAUCCUAUCAUUAACACUUAAGUUUAACAGGAUUGAUCCUAGAGGACAGAAUGUCCCAAGAGCAUAGACUUUACUUAUUUACGAUUUGUGUGGCAAUUUUCAGUAAUAAAAUGAUGGUAUUUCUAGUAGAAA
Phlebotomus papatasi is the source of this 1473-nucleotide messenger RNA. Its product is annotated as zinc finger protein 117-like. The record is from RefSeq and is a predicted model, not a curated record. Gene Ontology annotation, biological process: regulation of transcription by RNA polymerase II. NCBI's taxonomy places the organism in Eukaryota, Metazoa, Arthropoda, Insecta, Diptera, Psychodidae. The transcript is spliced from 2 exons. The coding region runs from base 112 to 1362 and encodes 416 amino acids. Gene Ontology annotation, cellular component: nucleus. Gene Ontology annotation, molecular function: DNA-binding transcription factor activity, RNA polymerase II-specific; RNA polymerase II transcription regulatory region sequence-specific DNA binding; zinc ion binding.